AUGUACGGUCGUUCAUCUUCUGCACGAUCUAGCCUAACUCGCUGCCUACGGGUAGCCGAUUUCAUGGCGAACAAACCGAUGCCCGAAGAUACGUUGCCUGUUAGCGCAGCGUCAGACGACGACCGUGCGCAUUUACGCGGGCGCUCUAGGCAGGAGGCCCAACACCGGGUCUCCGUCGAAGGUCAAGCGUUACAGCGCCGUUCGUUGGACCUAGGCUUCCUGCAUAACUCUACCAUCACUUUGAACAUGUUGCCAAAUGAGAUCUUUGUCUCCAUCAUCCGCCAUGCUGUCAGCGGGGAGGACACUAUGGCGUGGAUAACCAGGACCAUGGGUGUAUGCCGUCAUUGGAGAGAGACGAUUAUCCGUACACCCCUCCUAUGGACGGACAUCCGUUUGUCGGGGAAUAUGCAGUUCUCGGCGCUCUGUUUGACACGUUCCAGUGGUGCCACCAUCAACUGGUAUGUUUCCGAAGCUCAUGUGCGACCACCUCCUUUGGACUGGUACUCGGCGACUGGUUCUCUCCUUGCGUUACAUCAUACACGGAUCAAACACAUGCGCAUCUAUCUCGAGGCAACCAUCACGCCCCUUGUUCAGCUGUACUGGCAGUUAUCGACGAUCGCUUUGCCCGUGCUGGUUUCGAUGGAUUUAACGGCUGUCGCUGGGCUUUCUACACAAUGGAUACCCAGCUACCUCCCAAGUCUCCGACGUCUUUCACUCCAUCGUCUUUCAGUUGAUGUCACCCAUUUACCCCUGUCGCAACUGACAUCCUUGGACCUCAACAACGUCGACUUGCCCUCAAGAAGUCUCGCAUCACUUCUGGACGUGCUGAAGGCAUGCACUUCCUUACAACGGUUUGUCUACGAGGAUACCGACGACAUGCCAAUCAACGAACUCCCCGUCGCCGCAGAUAACAGAGUGUCACUGCCACAUAUUCGACACUUCUGUAUAACUGCAACCUCGGCACAUACAUCAAGCUUGCUUGUACACAUCCUACUAGCCAAGCAAACUCGUGUCGUGCUAUAUCCGAACGACUUCCACCCGCCGCAGGACGAGAACCACAUACCCGUGCUCAAUACUUUCUUGCCGCGAGACUCAGCGUACUGGCCAGCUAUGAAGGACUUAACCCACAUAAUGGUGUGGUGGUACGCGCGCGACGGUCUUACUAUCUACGCGGAUCACGAAACUACGGAGUUCUGGGAGUUGCGCCCUUGGAGGUCUCUCGACUACGUAAACUUGGGUACCGAUACAGAUGAGCUCUCCCCCGUACCGGCACUCGUCAUUGAACAUCUCCAGAUAGACUGGCCCUACCCUUCAUGCACUGCUGAACCACUUCGAGCUGUCGUAGAAGAGCUAGGUGACUUCUUCCCGGUAUCCGCGAAGACCUUUGUCCUCCGUGGAUAUGCGGAAGAGAUCCCCACGGAGACUUGGACCGAACCCUAG
Messenger RNA from Fomitopsis serialis, 1440 nucleotides. RefSeq lists its product as uncharacterized. The record is from RefSeq and is a predicted model, not a curated record. Lineage: Eukaryota; Fungi; Basidiomycota; Agaricomycetes; Polyporales; Fomitopsidaceae. The transcript has a single exon. Gene Ontology annotation, molecular function: protein binding. Bases 1 to 1440 code for a protein of 479 amino acids.